GUACACCACGGCACACCCUCCCAGACACCGGUCCCGCCCAGACGUCAGAUUUCACGGCAGAGUGUUCGCACUUGGUAAUCGCUAAACAGUUGUGUUCAUACAGUCAUACGGGUUUCAGUUGUCCUGUCACCGUCCAAGAAGGCACACCUCCAACGUCAGUCUUGUCGCCAUCGUCGUAGUCGUUGGAAUUACCAAACAAAAAUGAGUUCUCCAUCAUUAAAAGAUUUGCCAAAGGUAGCAUUCGACCUUAAAAAUCAACUUGAGGGGUUCAAUCCUGACAAUAUGAAAAAAGCCGAUACUAAUGAAAAAAUUAUUCUUCCUACUGCUGAAGACGUGAAACGCGAACGCCAACAUAAUGAUCUCAUCCAUGGUGUCAAUAAUUUUAGCGCAGACAAGCUAAAAAGAACAGAUACUCUAGAAAAAGUAAUAUUGCCAAACGCUCAAGAUGUAGCUACAGAAAAAAGCCAAAAAGCUUUCACUGAAGCACUUAUUGAAGGCGUUGGUGGGUUUGAUACUAAUAAAUUGAAACACACUGAAACACAAGAAAAAAAUCCACUUCCUGAUAAGGCUGUGAUUGAAGCCGAAAAAGAACAACAACAAUUAAUUGCUGGUAUUGAAAACUUUGAUCCUGCAAAGUUGAAACCCACUGUAACUGAAGAAAAAAACCCAUUGCCCACUAAAGAAGUUAUUGCCGAAGAGAAAAAAGCCUAAGCAUUAACAUUCCUAAUGGUUCCUCAAUGGGAUGGAUAAAUUAUUAUAUUAAUUAUACUUUUACAUUUGUAUCGUCUUUUGAGUUGGAAAAAAAUGUAUGGAAAUGUGAACAUUUUACAUAUUAUGCAUAUACUAUAGAUGGUCGUUUUUAAUUAAGAAUCUCUAAACCAAUUCUGUCUUGAUAUAUUAACUUUUAAGUUUAAUAUAUAAUAUAUGUAUUUAUUUUGCA
Melanaphis sacchari is the source of this 940-nucleotide messenger RNA. It is a transcript of the gene cib, whose product is annotated as thymosin beta. Bases 202 to 711 code for a protein of 169 amino acids. Gene Ontology annotation, biological process: actin filament organization. The record is from RefSeq and is a predicted model, not a curated record. The transcript is spliced from 6 exons. Gene Ontology annotation, cellular component: cytosol. NCBI's taxonomy places the organism in Eukaryota, Metazoa, Arthropoda, Insecta, Hemiptera, Aphididae. Gene Ontology annotation, molecular function: actin monomer binding.